CCUGUCCGGCGGAAGUUGCGCUCACGGCCUUGUCACAAAAGAAAUGGCGAGCGGCAUCGGCAAACACAAGAUACUGAAUGUGGGGCCGACAGAGCCCUGGUCAGUCAGGGAGAAACUAUGCCUGGCCUCCUCUGUUAUGAGGAGUGGCGACCAAAACUGGGUGUCUGUAAGUAGAGCCAUCAAGCCUUUCUCUGAGCCUGGUCGUCCGCCUGACUGGUUCUCACAGAAGCACUGUGCCUCACAAUACUCAGAGCUUCUGGAAGCCACAGAAGCACCAAAGCGUAAACGUGGUGAGAAGGGUGAGGUGGUCGAGACCAUUGAAGAUGUCAUCGUUCGCAGACUGACGACUGAGAGGAUAGAGGAGCUGAAAAAGCUACUACGAGACACACAAGAGCAGUACAGGAAGUUAAAGAAGGAGGUGGAUCUGAUACAGACAGGUCAUAUGGACUCCCAGCUGAAGGAGCUGUGGGCAGAGAUCACACUAAAGAAGAAGCAGGAUGAGGAGGAAGCAGAGCAGAAGAGGAAAGCAACAGAAACAGCAUAUCAAGCUCGUCAGGCGGUGAAAAACACACCCAAGCGUUUGCCCAGCGUAACUGUACGUUCUCCUCUGGGUGCCAGCCCACCGACGCUGGAUUCUCAGGCCGACUCUUCCGUCCCCACACCGCCCAUGGACACAGGAGGUGUUGCCUCCGAUGACACCACCACUCACUCAGUUGCCCAGGGGGUCGGAGUAUUUCUACCAGCGACGGACGCUCCAGGCCCAGGGCCCAAAGAUGGAAGCCUGGCUGCUCUAGUGGAUGACUCACCACAGAAGAGGCUCCUGACCCAGAAGGCCACGCCGCCGCCCUCACCUCUUCUGUCGGAACUGCUGAAGAAAGGCAACCUCAUCUCAGCUAGCCCCCGCCUGGUUGCAGAGGGGGACUCGACUGGAAACCUCACCAAUGGACUACAGACAGCCACUGCAGCCACUGCCUUACCACCUGGACAUGAGGUCAUCAUAGAGGGUGAAGCAGAAGCUGCAGUAAAGGCAGAGCUCGCUGAGGAGACAGGAUUAGUAGAAGAGGACCUUGUAGCAGUGUCUUAUAUGGGAGAUGAACUGGACCUGGAGACAGUAGGAGACAUCAUUGCCAUCAUAGAGGAAAAGGUUGAUGACUCUGUGGAGGCUUUGGAUGCAGCAGCGGUGGAAGCAGCACUCUCUCUGUGCGAAGAGGCUGUUUCAGAGGGACACACCCUCCCUGGCCCCUGGGAGACACAGGAGCUGAAGGCUUCGGAUCCCGCACCCACAGUUCAGGACUCCAACCCCACACAGGAGCCUCAGGAUGUGGCUGUGAUGCCAGCCCCGACUCCUGUAAGCACAGAGACCCAGAUCCAACCAGAGACUAAAAGAGAAGAGCAGCUCAAGGGAAACUGUGAGGGACCUGAAGCGACAGGAAGUGAUGUCACUCCUUGCGUCACCUCUGAUGACGUUGCUACAGGGAUUGAGUUUACAGAGGAGGGUGUGACAGUGAAGGAGGCCACUGAAGCAACAGUGAAGAGUGAAGGAGAGGAGUGGAGCCAGCCUGAGCCCAAUCCACCCUGUCUAGACUCUGAAGACAGCUCUGUGUCUGGGAAAGAGUCCAAGGAGGUAAAGGAGGAGGAGGCGGGCAGUGAGGGUGACCCUGAAGAAGGGAUGGAGCUGAAGGAGGAGUGCGGGGAGGGGCCCUAUCUGUCGGAGGUGGAGCGGGCAGCCAGCGAGAGCGAAGACGGCUACGGGCCGCCCUCCCAGCGCUACACGGCCGAUUCGCUGGCCAGCAGCCCGGCCUCUUCUUCCCAGCUAUCUACAUGUGGUGAAGACCAGGAGGCGGUCCAGGCACAGAAGAUCUGGAAGAAAGCCAUUAUGCUGGUGUGGAGAGCUGCAGCCAACCACAGGUAUGCCAGUGUCUUCCUGCAGCCUGUGUCAGAUGACAUCGCCCCCGGUUACCACAGCAUCGUACACAGACCCAUGGAUCUGUCGGCCAUUAAAAAGAACAUUGAGUCCGGUGUGAUCCGUACAACAGCCGAGUUCCAGCGAGACAUCAUGCUGAUGUUUCAGAACGCCGUCAUGUACAACUCGUCGGACCACGACGUGUACCAUAUGGCGCUGGAGAUGCAGCGUGAUGUCCUGGAGCACGUCCAGCAGUUCCUGGCCACCCAGCUCAUCAUGCAGACGUCAGAGAGCGCCAUCUCCGCCAAGAGCCUCCGCGGCAGGGAGGGGAAUCGUAAGCCAGGAGAGCCGGCCGAGAAGGACGGAGGCACCAGGGGUCGCCGCAGCGCCAUGGAGGCUGACCUCAAAAUGAAGAAAUAGACAGAGAUUUCAAAAACUGAGACACUUAGAGAGACAAAGAGCCACUUUUGCAAUCAGAGAAGGUGGAGCUGAAUACUUACUGGUCACUUUGGUUGUUUUCUGAAGAGGACAGCAGGCUGUGUGUGCCUGGUGUGUGUGUGUGUAUACACAGUCAUCCGUGCUUUGGCGUAGAUGAGGGUAUGUGUGUGUCUGUGUGUGUCUGAGAGAGCUGCAUAGAGUUUUCUCUUCUCCAGUUCAUAUGAUGGGUUAAUGUGCAGCGCUGUGGGAUUUUACUCCAGGACAAACAAGUCUUCCCCCGAGUAUCAUUUCACCAGCGAAGGUAGUAAGUCAUCAUUUCCUCCGGCUGAGGUGGAAAAGGCAAAGAACUCUGUGGAAGGAGAGAAAAAGUUUUCACCAGCAAAAGUGUGUUUGAGAUCAAAUGAUGAAUGGCGGCUGAGUUCUGCUCUUCAGAUAUUUAUCAUGUUGAAUCGUGGAUGCAUUAAUACUAGUUGGUAGUUGGGUGUCUUGCACCGAACUGCGCCCAACACAUGGGAGCUGAAAAGACACUAGACGGCAACAACAAGCAGGAUGACCACAUGACAAAUCAUAAUGUUCAGUUUCAGCCAACCUUUACAACUGGAUUUUCUGUAUUUAUAUUAAUGGAACUCAGAUGUCUUUCUAAAGUAAAUUAGAUGGUGUUACUUAGCCGGCUGUUUACGUCUGCUUUGUUUAGUAACACAUUAUAAUGCUGGAAUCUGUUGGCUGUAGAGGAACAUGCCAGUGGUUUAGCACACUAACUUAUAAUACUUUACAUUUCUGCCAAACUUUUUUUUCCAAAGCGCAGAUUUUCAAUUUGAUUACUUACCCUCAUGCAGCCCUGAGCUUCCACAGAAUACAGGGUACAUCUAAAUUUAACGUCAGAAACCAACCUCGUACCGUGCAGACAGAAACGAAACAUGCUUGAGAGAUGUAAUCAGUCACAGGAAACAAUGCGUUAUCUGUUGUUACAGCGACCGUUUAUCGUUUCCAUCUCUGGUGGUGCAUCCAGGUACACGUAGGCAUCAGAAAACUAUGUUCUCCAAGUCCAAAAUACAAGAUCUCCAUUACAGAAGUAGAGGAAAGUAUACUGAGACUUCUUGCAUUUGAGAGCUUGCUGUUUGCCAGCGGACGUUCAGAACAGCAAACAUAUGCUUUGUGAAAUGUUUGGUAGUGAUGUAAAAUUAAGUUGUAGGGCUAAAACACAGUGUGGAGAUUGCUGUUGCUGACAUAGUAUUGAUGCAUCCCUCCUUGUCACUUAGGAUGUAGCCAGUGUGUGCUAUGUAAAUAGCAUAAGAAACAUGUUUGUGUACUGUGUGUUAGAUAGGAGUACAAAAAACGAGUUUUGUACUAGUGUGAUGGAUCAUGUAGAGUUCUGUGUUUGGGUAGCCGAUACAUGUAUCAUGUGUUCUGUUGUACAUUUGUUAAAUAAAAAGAUUAUUUGAUCUAAG
This is a messenger RNA of Toxotes jaculatrix (banded archerfish), 3789 nucleotides long. It is a transcript of the gene brd8b, whose product is annotated as bromodomain containing 8b. The record is from RefSeq and is a predicted model, not a curated record. Gene Ontology annotation, cellular component: NuA4 histone acetyltransferase complex. Bases 44 to 2323 code for a protein of 759 amino acids. The transcript has 18 exons. Gene Ontology annotation, molecular function: protein binding. Lineage: Eukaryota; Metazoa; Chordata; Actinopteri; Toxotidae.